Molecule: messenger RNA, 464 nt
Organism: Somion occarium
Lineage: Eukaryota; Fungi; Basidiomycota; Agaricomycetes; Polyporales; Cerrenaceae
Source: the annotation of a GenBank genome assembly
GAACAGUUCCACAAGUGCAAAUGCGAUUUCUCCCGACAAUGAAACUCACCCAUUCAUCCCUCCUCCUCGCAUUUAUCACCUCACCCAUAGCUGUCCUCUCCCUCAACCCAAUCAUCGGCAUAUCCCAAUGCAAAACCGGCAUCCUCUGCUGUCAAGCAAUGGGAGCAACCACCCCAGGAUCACCCAUUAGUCAAAUCGUACCCAUCGGUCCUCAAGGUCCGCCUUUGGUCGGUGUAGCAUGUACGCCGUUCGGCACGUUAACAGCGGCGAAUGCAUGUGAGGGAAUCGUGGCUUGUUGUCCGUCGGGUGUCGUCCUCCCGACGAAUCCUGGAUCUAUCGUAGGACCUAUCACCGGAUUGACAGGAUGCGAUAUUGUCGAUAUCAUGAAGCCGUAAGCUUCGGGUACUAGACCUUGAAUGAGGAAGCUGUCUUCUAUGGAUGCGCAACCUAGUGUACAAUGCAAU